CCAACAAAUCGGAUCAUUUCUCUCAUUCUCUGUGAUUAACUUUCUUUCGUUUUGUAUCCAAAAUGACAUUAAUGCUAAAAACAUUGAUGAGUUUGGCUAUGCCAGCCAUGCUCAUCAAAUUAGCCAUGGCGGCGAAUUACAUAGUUGGAGGACCAAACGGUGGGUGGGAUACAACCACCAGCCUGCAAACAUGGGCAUCAUCUCAAUCAUUUUCAGUUGGAGACAACCUAAUUUUCCAAUAUGCACCAAACCAUGAUGUGCUUGAGGUUUCCAAGGCAGACUAUGACUCCUGCCAGGCGAGUAACGCAAUUCAGUCCUACAACGGCGGCACCACAACCAUCCCGCUCUCUUCCCCAGGCACGAGAAACUUCAUCUGUGGAACAAUCGGACAUUGCAGCCAAGGAAUGAAGGUCCAGAUAGACACUCUCGCAUCAGCAGCAGCUCCGCCGGCAUCAUCUCCUUCAGCCGAGCCACCGGCUUCUUCGGUGACACCUGAUCUGGCUCCUACUCCAGGUCCAGAAAGUUCUGCUUUCUCACCAACACAAGCGCCAGAAUUCUCUGUUAUUCCUUCAACUGAAUCCACUCGAACCUCUUCGACUGGAUCUUCAACUGAACCACCAGCGUCAUCAGCUCACAGAGGCAGUACUUUUCUUGUCAGCAUCCUAAUGGGUUUGAUCAGCUUCGUGAUGAUGAUGCUUCAGGCAUAACAAUCAUCAGAUGAAUUCUUGGUGAUGAUUGCUAGCUGUUUUUAUUUUACCAGAUGCAUUUGGGAAACUAGUUCAUGACAAGUGUUCAAUAUUGAA
This is a messenger RNA of Alnus glutinosa, 803 nucleotides long. RefSeq names its product uclacyanin 1-like. Gene Ontology annotation, cellular component: plasma membrane. Gene Ontology annotation, molecular function: electron transfer activity. The record is from RefSeq and is a predicted model, not a curated record. Bases 63 to 707 code for a protein of 214 amino acids. The transcript is spliced from 2 exons. NCBI's taxonomy places the organism in Eukaryota, Viridiplantae, Streptophyta, Magnoliopsida, Fagales, Betulaceae.